This is a messenger RNA of Meriones unguiculatus (Mongolian gerbil), 593 nucleotides long. It is a transcript of the gene Krtcap2, whose product is annotated as keratinocyte associated protein 2. The record is from RefSeq and is a predicted model, not a curated record. The transcript has 5 exons. NCBI's taxonomy places the organism in Eukaryota, Metazoa, Chordata, Mammalia, Rodentia, Muridae. The coding region runs from base 151 to 567 and encodes 138 amino acids.
UUGCCGCAAGAGGGCGCUGUGCACAAGGCAGGCAGAGGAAGCAGUAAAGCAAGUCUACGUUGUGCGCGGACGCCUGCGUGUAGACAAUCGCGCCGGGUUUGGCUCCCCUCUUUCUCCAGAGGCACGGGUUGGACCCACGGACCCGGCGUGAUGGUGGUUGGUACCGGAACCUCCUUGGCGCUGUCCUCCCUCCUGUCCCUGCUGCUGUUCGCUGGCAUGCAGAUAUACAGCCGCCAGCUGGCCUCCACCGAGUGGCUGACAAUUCAGGGGGGCCUGCUGGGCUCUGGCCUUUUCGUCUUCUCCCUGACUGCCUUCAAUAAUCUGGAGAAUCUGGUCUUUGGUAAAGGUUUCCAAGCAAAGAUCUUCCCUGAGAUUCUCCUCUGCUUGUUGUUGGCCCUCUUUGCAUCUGGCCUCAUCCACCGCGUCUGUGUCACCACUUGCUUCAUCUUCUCCAUGGUUGGUCUGUACUACAUCAACAAGAUAUCCUCCACUCUGUACCAGGCAACAGCUCCAGUCCUCACGCCAGCCAAAGUCACUGGCAAGGGCAAGAAGAGAAAUCAACCCUGAAUGACAAAUAAAGUGGAUUCUUUGUA